UUCCUCUCUUUUAACCUUCCAAUUUUUUCCAGAGAAAUUUCCUCGUGCUCGAAUGGUUUCUCAGUUCGGUCUUGUUGCUGGAGAUUCUUUGCGGGUGACGUUGGAUCUGGCUCGGAGAGAUCGAAAUUGGAUCUGGAUUUUAAGAUGAACGGAAGAAUGGGCAGGCGGGGCUAUAAAGAUCCGAUGCUAACACGGAUGGUGACUUCUGUGUUCAAGUUUGUGCGGGUUGCGGAGUUUGAGAUAUUGUUCUUCCUUUUCUUCUUCAUUGCCUUCCUCAUCUUCAAGGACCUGACAUCUCGUGCUGGAUACAACCAAAUCCUCGUAAAGAAGCCUGGUGGGAACGAUAUGUGGAAUUACUAGCUCAAAACUAAAUGUUGUCUUCUUCUUUUUCUCCUUUCCCACUUGCGGUUGCAUCUUGCUAUGUCUGAUGAACUUCAGAUUUUGCCAUUGUUUUAUUCCAGUGUAACUUUCUCCCUGGUUUUCAUGUGAAUAAGAUCCCUUGGGCUACAUGCUUGCUCAUUU
This is a messenger RNA of Rhodamnia argentea, 522 nucleotides long. RefSeq lists its product as uncharacterized. Lineage: Eukaryota; Viridiplantae; Streptophyta; Magnoliopsida; Myrtales; Myrtaceae. The transcript is spliced from 3 exons. The coding region runs from base 145 to 360 and encodes 71 amino acids. The record is from RefSeq and is a predicted model, not a curated record.